Molecule: messenger RNA, 1473 nt
Organism: Beauveria bassiana ARSEF 2860
Lineage: Eukaryota; Fungi; Ascomycota; Sordariomycetes; Hypocreales; Cordycipitaceae
Product: hexokinase-like protein
Exons: 6
Coding region: 1-1473 (490 amino acids)
Biological process (GO): glucose 6-phosphate metabolic process; glycolytic process; intracellular glucose homeostasis
Cellular component (GO): mitochondrion; cytosol
Molecular function (GO): fructokinase activity; ATP binding; glucokinase activity
Source: RefSeq, a predicted model, not a curated record
AUGGUUGGCCUAGGUCCUCGCCCUCCGCCCUCUAGAAAAGGGUCGAAGGCCGAUAUACCCAAGGACACCAUGGAGGCGAUCCGUAAGCUCGAGGAGAUCUUCACGGUCGAUACUGCCAAGCUCAAGGCCAUCACCGAACACUUCAUUGCCGAACUUGCCAAGGGUCUCAGCAAGGAGGGCGGCAGCAUCCCCAUGAACCCUACUUGGGUCAUGGAAUAUCCCGAUGGCAACGAGACCGGCACGUUUCUAGCCCUCGACAUGGGCGGCACCAACCUUCGCGUCUGCCAAAUCACCCUCACCGAGAAAAAGUCCGAGUUCGACAUUAUCCAGUCCAAGUACAGGAUGCCUGAGGAGCUCAAGACUGGAAAGAGCGACGAGUUGUGGGAGUACAUUGCCGACUGUCUUCACCAGUUCCUCGAAACCCACCACGGCGACACCAAGAACAUCAAGACUCUGCCACUGGGCUUCACCUUUUCCUACCCUGCUACGCAAAACUAUGUCGAUGCGGGCAUCCUGCAGCGGUGGACAAAGGGAUUCGACAUCGAUGGCGUUGAGGGCCAGGAUGUCGUUCCCAUGUUCGAGGCUGCCCUCGCCAAGCGUGGCGUUCCCAUUCAACUGACUGCUCUCAUCAAUGAUACCACUGGAACUCUCAUGGCCUCGGCCUAUACCGACCCCAGCAUGAAGAUUGGUUGCAUCUUUGGCACCGGCUGCAACGCCGCGUACGUCGAAGACUGCGGUUCCAUCCCCAAGCUUGCCGAUAUGGGCCUCCCUGCCGACAUGGGAAUGGCCAUCAACUGCGAGUGGGGUGCUUUCGACAACGAGCACAAGAUCCUUCCGCGCACUAAGUACGACAUCACCAUUGAUGAAGAGUCUCCUCGUCCUGGCCAACAGGCUUUCGAGAAGAUGAUUGCAGGCCUCUACCUGGGCGAGAUUUUCCGCCUCACUCUGGUUGACCUGCAUGACGAAAAGCACAUCUUCGAGGGGCAAGACAUUGCUUGUCUUCGCAAGGCCUACAGCCUCGAUGCUUCGUUCUUGUCUGCUAUUGAAGAGGAUCCAUUUGAGAAUCUGCAGGAGACUUUGGACCUGUUUUCCAACAAGCUGCAGAUUCAGGUCACUGGGCCGGAGCUCGAGCUUAUCCGCCGCCUCGCCGAGCUCAUCGGCACCCGUGCCGCCCGUCUCUCUGCCUGCGGUGUCGCUGCCAUCUGCAAGAAGAAGAACUUCAAGACCUGCCAUGUCGGUGCCGACGGCUCCGUCUUCAAUAAGUACCCUCACUUCAAGGCCCGCGGUGCGCAGGCUUUGAAGGAGAUUCUUGACUGGCCCGACAAGACGGACCCUAAGGCUGAGGACCCGAUUGAGAUUCUGGCUGCCGAAGACGGCAGUGGUGUAGGCGCCGCGCUGAUUGCCGCGCUGACGCUGAAGCGUGCGAAGGAGGGCAAUAUGGCGGGUAUUCUUCACCCUGAGCGUUUCAAAUAG